CCACCCCACUGAGAGAGCAGUAUAUAACAGAGGGCAGCCUGGUUCUCUCACAUAAUUUUAACAGCAAGGAGGUCUAGGUUAUAGGCAGGUGUUGAGUAGAGGAGAGCAAGAGCAGUUCAAUACUGUGUCAGAAGUGUUUUGUUAUUCCACAUUCUUCUAGGACUGGACAAGAAAAUCAUGCGGAGGCUGUUUUGCCUGUCAGUACUGAUAGCUAUUUCCACUGCAGCUGUCGUUCUGGAAACCUCAGGUAGAGAAGAGCAACCCACUUUGCCCACCAAUGCCUUUAUCACAGAACCAAGCCCGACCAAGGAAAAGUCUCGCUUUGCCAUGCUGGACGAUGUUCGCCUACUUGCAAAUGGCCUCCUGCAGUUGGGUCAGAGUUUACGAGAGUUCGUCCACAAGACCAAGGCCCAGAUCAAUGACAUCUUUCAGAAGUUGAACAUUUUCGACCGCUCUUUUUACCAGCUCUCAGUGGUCACAUCAGAGAUCAAGGAGGAAGAGGAGGAGAUGAAGAAGACCACCAAUUUCUUGAAGACCAACAAUGAGGAGAUCAGAAACUUGUCCCUGGAAAUCAACUCUAAGAUCAACAACAUCUUGCAAGAGCGCAUACAGCUACAGACCAAAGUGGGGAACCUCGAGGAGAGGCUGAAGGGACUGUCCCAGAGCCUGGUCAAACCUGACAAGCUUAGUGAAAUCACAUUGCUCAAGGAAGUGACUGAAGCCCAAGAGAAAACAAUCACCCAACUGCUGCAAGCAGUGAAGGAGCAGCAUGACCAACUUGACUACCAGAAACUGAAGAUUAAAAAUCUGGAGGAAAAGCUAAGCUAUGACAGUUUUCAAGAUACAGUCAAUAAGCCAAUUGAUUCAGACCCUGCAGAUCCUGAUAUGUUUGAAUAUCUGACUGGAAACUCGACCGGCCUCAACGCAAAUGACCUUCCCAUGGACUGCGGUGAGUUGUUUAACAAAGGAGAGACAAACAGUGGAAUCUAUGUUAUUAGGCCAAACCGAUCAGAGCCAUUCAACGUCUACUGUGACAUGGGUUCAGACAGGAGUUGGACUGUCAUCCAACGCAGGCUCGAUAGUGCAGUGGAUUUUGACCAGACAUGGGACAAGUACGAGAAGGGCUUUGGGGAUCUGGAAAAGGACUUCUGGUUGGGCUUAAAGAAGAUCCACAGUCUUGCACAGCAGGGAGUUUACAUCCUACGUAUUGAUUUGGAGGACUGGAAGGAGGAGACACACUGGGCUGAGUACCGUUUCUCACUGGAAGGCCCCUCUGAGGACUAUGCACUUCAUGUCAGUCAUUUCUCUGGUGACCUGCCUGAUGUCAUGGCCAACAGUACCGGCAUGAGAUUCUCCACACAAGACAGAAAUGAUGACAACCACCGAAACCUCAGCUGCACUCGAAGUCACACAGGUGGCUGGUGGUUCAAUGGCUGUGGAGAGACCAACCUUAAUGGAAGGUACUUUUGGCUGAAGGGAAAGGGGCGCUCUGUAAGGAGAAAGGGUAUUCACUGGAAACCUGGAACAGGGCCCUCCUACUCCCUCAAGAUGACCAAGAUCACCUUGCGACAACUUCCAACCUCUGAAACCUUUAACUGACUACAUUUCUCUCACAACACUACUGACUUUUUUUUUUUUUAAUCAACACUGAUAAUAUCUAUUGCUCAGCCAAAACAUUCCAUAAAAGGGGAAGAUGUUACAUAUAGGUUUGUGAUGCAAAAUUAUUAGCUUAUCUGCAACAUAAUGCUGAUUGCUUCUUAACACCACUUUGUCUGAGACUGAUGCUGAACAACGGAAAACAGGCGUAAAAUGUCAGGAGUCGGAAAAUGCUGAACUGUAGUAAUGAGGCACCAUGCCAUGCAGGUCGUUAACCUAUUGGGCCUGAUCCAGCAAGGACAGUAGCACUGCCAUUAUGCAACAUCUGCAAGCACUUGCAAACUGGACAUGUUGAUCUAUAUCAACAGCCUGAUAUAGAUCAGCAAAAUGUCACUGUGCUGCAGCAAGAGAGAAAGGUAUGAGGACACAUCAGAAUGCAAUUCUAAAACUGUUCCAAAAAAGUUACAGACACAACGACCAACAAGUUAUUACAGAGUGCAAAUAGUAUACAGAGAGUGAUGGCUAAAAAGAGACACUGCAUCAUCAACAUAUUAAAAUGUGUCAACACUGUGUGUCUAUUUUUCUUUCCAGCUAGAUCCUUGUCAUUUCUUCCUGCUAUUUUACACUGCUUCAGCCCCAUUUUCAUGGAAAUACACCUAUAAAGUGGAGGUCAGCAAAUACAAAACAAAAGAAUGUAGAAACAAAGCUUUGCAGCAAACUGAUAAGAUUUUCCCUUUGCCUGUUCUACUUUUUUACUCUGUAAAGUAUUUAAACCAUAUUAACAUUGUUAUGAUUUAUGCUGUGUAAUUCUUAUGUCAUUGAGUCAUAUUGACUCAAUUGUCCAUUUUUUCCCAACACAACUGUACUGUAAAGGUCUCAUACCAACAUGUUGCCUUGAAGAGAAGCUGUGCUCUAACAAAUCAUAUUUAUGAAGGCAAAAUAAAAAUCAAUGUGCUAACCCGA
Monopterus albus (swamp eel) is the source of this 2559-nucleotide messenger RNA. RefSeq names its product angiopoietin-like 3 (gene angptl3). The record is from RefSeq and is a predicted model, not a curated record. Gene Ontology annotation, biological process: triglyceride homeostasis; phospholipid catabolic process; phospholipid homeostasis. The transcript is spliced from 7 exons. NCBI's taxonomy places the organism in Eukaryota, Metazoa, Chordata, Actinopteri, Synbranchiformes, Synbranchidae. Bases 178 to 1599 code for a protein of 473 amino acids.